AUGGCACCUGCAGCUGUCGUGUCCGCAACCAUGUCUUUUCCCGACAACUCUACAAAGCAGAACGGCGCUGCUCCCUCUAAGCGCCAUGAGGAGUACCAGUACCUCGAUCUCGUUCGCGAGAUCCUCGAUGAAGGCGAGCAUCGGCCGGACAGGACUGGCACCGGAACAUACUCAAUCUUUGCUCCCACUCCUCUCAAAUUCUCCCUCAACAAGGACGGCGAGCCCCUCUUUCCCCUCCUGACGACGAAGCGUGUCUUCCUCCGCGCAGUUAUCGCCGAACUUUUGUGGUUCAUUGAGGGCAACACAUCAUCACUUGCCUUGAGCGAAGCAGGCGUCAAGAUCUGGGACGGUAAUGGAUCGCGCGAAUUCCUCGACAGCGUUGGCCUUUCCCACCGUGAAGUCGGUGAUCUCGGCCCCGUAUAUGGCUUCCAAUGGCGCCACUUUGGCGCCGAGUACGUGGACUCCAAGACGGUUUAUACUGGCCAAGGCGUCGACCAACUGGCCGAGGUUAUCCACAAGCUCAAGACGAACCCAUACGACCGCCGCAUCAUCCUCAGCGCGUGGAACCCGGCAGACCUAAAGAAGAUGGCCCUCCCGCCCUGCCAUAUGUUCGCACAGUUCUACGUCUCUUACCCGCGAGCCCGCGGCGCGCCCGCAAACGAGGAGCAGAAGCCAAAGGGGCACCUACACUGCCAAAUAUACCAGCGGUCCUGCGACAUGGGACUCGGCGUGCCUUUCAACAUUGCCAGCUACGCGCUCCUGACGCACAUGAUCGCGCGCGCCUGCGACCUCGUCCCGGGAAGCCUGACGCACGUCAUGGGCGACGCACACGUCUACGCGGACCACGUAGACGCGCUCAAGGUGCAGCUGGAACGCGAGCCGAGAGACUUCCCCCUUUUGGAGAUGAAGAAUAGGGAGCCGGGGUGCAGCAUUGACGGGUGGAAGGUCGAGGACUUUGUGGUCAAAGGGUAUGAGCCGCAUAAGACGAUUGCCAUGAAGAUGUCUGUGUAA
This is a messenger RNA of Colletotrichum orchidophilum, 1011 nucleotides long. Its product is annotated as thymidylate synthase. The record is from RefSeq and is a predicted model, not a curated record. The coding region runs from base 1 to 1011 and encodes 336 amino acids. Gene Ontology annotation, biological process: dTMP biosynthetic process. The transcript is spliced from 2 exons. Gene Ontology annotation, molecular function: thymidylate synthase activity. NCBI's taxonomy places the organism in Eukaryota, Fungi, Ascomycota, Sordariomycetes, Glomerellales, Glomerellaceae. Gene Ontology annotation, cellular component: mitochondrion; cytosol.